CGUUUUGAAAAUGACUACGGUUACAGAACGUAAAAAGACUCAGAGGGGUUCACUGAAGGAGAAAGUUCUUCAAAUAUACGACAAGUUGUUUCAAGGGCAAGAUAUAACACAAGGGAGGGCAGAGUUUUGGGACGAUUUCUUCCUAUUGAAACCUAAUCUUAAAUGCUUGUCUGCACACUUCGAAAAGACAAAUUGGGAGGACCUCGUGCGAUUAAAGCCUCAACUCAAUAGAUUAUUUAUCCAGUGCCUUCAAACAGCUCAAUACGAUAGACAUCGUAUUCGAAUCGCUAAUGCCAUCCAAACAUUGGAUUGCCUUCUAAGUGGCGUUUACAAAUGUAGAUCAUCAGCAAGCAUAAAUGAAGAUUUAAGUGAAAUUCUCUUAGGACCAGAACACAUCAAGCAUUUCAUGGAGAAUUAUAUUUUACUAUGCGUUGAACUAGUUCGUGAAGACAGACCAGAACCACUUCGUAGUCUCAUAUUCAAUUCAAUGUUGACAUUUGCCUCAGUUACUUCAUCCUUGGACAAGAAUCCGUUUGUAGCUAGUCUUCUAGACGAUCGCAUUUAUGAUUUAGUAAUGAACACAUUGACCAAUCCUCAGCUGAGAUAUUAUCAUGGUGUAACUGCUUGCAGAUUUCUUGGCUUGCUGUUACAAUAUACAACUGAUGAACCAGUAAAUUCUUUUCAAACACUUAUACACCAGACAGAAGAUGAAUUGUUGUUAAAUAGUAUACUCUCAACCGUUGCUCUCGCUUUGUCUGAGUUCAACUUAAAAUUUGGGCAACAGCGUGACAGUUCAGGUGGUAUUCUAUCUUCCUUUUCAUCUUUUUUCACCACUCUUGUGUCUGGUGAUGCGGGAUCUAAUAUCAGCUUAAGACCGUGUGAUUCACUUUUGCUGUGUUUAUAUGAAUUGGCUAGAAGCAGUCAUCAUUUCGCUAUACUCUUGUCGUAUUCCAAUGGUCAUUAUACAAAUAAUACAAGAGAUAUGGAGAGUAUCAUUGUUCCAGAUCCUAUAUUAGACUAUCGAAUUUUAAAAGCUGUUAGUACAGAAUCUAUGGUCGGUUAUUUGGAUACAACACAUUUUGUAUCACCCGGUAGAGCUGUGCCAGUACUUACUACGACGACGGCUGCCACUUGUGCUGCUGCUGCUACUACUACUACACUAUGACUUAUAA
This is a messenger RNA of Trichobilharzia szidati, 1172 nucleotides long. The record is from the annotation of a GenBank genome assembly. NCBI's taxonomy places the organism in Eukaryota, Metazoa, Platyhelminthes, Trematoda, Strigeidida, Schistosomatidae.